Messenger RNA from Aspergillus aculeatinus CBS 121060, 699 nucleotides. RefSeq lists its product as uncharacterized. The transcript has 2 exons. NCBI's taxonomy places the organism in Eukaryota, Fungi, Ascomycota, Eurotiomycetes, Eurotiales, Aspergillaceae. The annotation marks the transcript as partial. The record is from RefSeq and is a predicted model, not a curated record.
CCGCGCCUUUUCGAUCCCUCUCCCCAAAACAUCUCCCCUCCCAGCGUGUGGAAUUGGCCCUUCUUCCCUUCCUCCGAUAAUCCAUUGCAGCAUGAAAUAAACGCACACUUCAAAAAGACAAAGUCAUCCAGAUACUAUCCGGACCCUUCCCCCCCUCCGUUCCAGAAUGGCCAAAGGAGCCCCCGCCGCCUCGUCCCCUCCUCCGACCGCGACGCCUCCAUCCUCCCGGGCGCUGAAACGAACCACCUCCAGCACGCAGAACAUGAAGAGCCAGAAGUCCAUCCUCGGAUUCUUCCAGAAGUCAUCGCCCUCGACCCCGUCGACGGCUCGCAAGGUCGUCGAGCCCGCCUCCUCGCCCGCCGAACGGGCUUCCAUCCAGCGCGCGGGAGCCAACACCACCACCAGCAGUACCGAGAAGAAGAAGCCGCUGCAGCCGCAGCACCGUGUGCCCCAUUUCAAGCAGGACUUGACGCCGGUGCCUAGUAGUGAUCUCGUGAUACCUGACGAGGACGAUGAUGAGAGACAAGAGCAAAAUGCGGUGCAGAUGCAGGCUGGUGGUGUUGAUGAGCAGCAGAUGUUCACGUCUCCGUCGCGUCGGGUAAGAGAUUCUUAGAACUCGGUACUUGGGGCGUACAGAUGUGCUGACGGAUGUGAUGUUGCUCAAGGCUAGGAAGAAGGUCAAUUAUCUUGAAUCGGAUU